Molecule: messenger RNA, 2599 nt
Organism: Pseudophryne corroboree (corroboree frog)
Lineage: Eukaryota; Metazoa; Chordata; Amphibia; Anura; Myobatrachidae
Gene: PNPT1
Product: polyribonucleotide nucleotidyltransferase 1
Exons: 28
Coding region: 125-2482 (785 amino acids)
Biological process (GO): mitochondrial mRNA catabolic process; mitochondrial RNA 3'-end processing
Cellular component (GO): mitochondrion; cytosol
Molecular function (GO): RNA binding; polyribonucleotide nucleotidyltransferase activity; 3'-5'-RNA exonuclease activity
Source: RefSeq, a predicted model, not a curated record
ACAGGCGCCGCCCAGAGGUCUGUGAAUCGAAACCGGCUUUCCGUGCGGCCAGUGUGGUGACGUAGAUGUCAGACUCAACCAAUGAGGGUCCGCAUUUCUGGGAGGAGGGCAGGAGAUAGCUGUCAUGGCCGCCUCCUGGAGAAGCCGUUCUGAAGUGAUAAUGAGCGGGUUACUGUACAGGGCAUGGGGCGCUGCUCGGUGCGGAGUGAGGCGCUUCCCCCUGCCCUGUUCCCGUCUAGUGCUCAGUGGUGGCUGUAGAGCGUCCAGCGGCUCUGUGGCUGUGGAGUUGUGCGGCAGAAAGUUGGAAAUUACUUCUGGGAAACUUGCGCGUUUUGCAGAUGGGUGUGCUGUAGUGAAGCUAGGUGAUACUUCAGUAAUGGUAACUGCUGUGAGCAAGACAAAGCCUUCUCCAUCUCAGUUCAUGCCAUUAGUGGUAGAUUAUAGACAAAAAGCUGCUGCUGCAGGAAGAAUACCUACAAAUCAUCUAAGAAGAGAGCUCGGGUCUACUCCCCAUGAAAUUCUUACCAGCAGAAUAAUAGAUCGGUCAAUUCGGCCCUUGUUUCCCUCUGGGUACUUCUAUGAUACACAGAUCCUAUGUAAUUUACUGGCGGUGGAUGGCGUCAAUGAACCUGAUGUGUUGGCCAUAAAUGCAGCUUCUGCUGCACUUGCACUGUCAGACAUACCUUGGAAUGGACCAGUUGGUGCUGUGAGAAUUGGUCUGGUUGAUGGAGAAUUCAUUGUUAAUCCCACCAGAAAACAGAUGUCUACAAGUUCAUUAAACUUGGUAGUCACUGGCAAGCCCCAAAGCCAAGUAGUCAUGCUUGAAGGCGCAGCAGAAAAUGUAUUACAACAGGAUUUCUGCCACGCUGUUAAAUUAGCGGUGAAGCAAACAAAUCAAAUAAUUCAGGUUAUAGAGGAACUCGCUAGAAAGCACGGGAAAGAGAAGAGGGUUGUGGAGAAAAUGUUCACACCUCCUGCUGAGAUUAUAGACGUUUCAAAAAGUCUUGCAUCUGAGAAGAUAUAUGCAGUCUUUUCUGAUUUCACCCAUGACAAGAUCUCUAGAGAUGAAGCUAUAAACAAGAUUAGGCUACAAACAGAGGAAGUAAUAAGAGAAAAAUUCCCGAAUGCAGAUCCAUAUGAAAUAAUAGAUUCUUUCAAUGCUGUUUCAAAAGAAGUUUUUAGAAACAUCAUCUUGAAUGAACACAGAAGAUGUGAUGGCAGAGACUUUACAUCUCUCCGAAAUAUCAGUUGUGAAGUUGAUCUUUUGAAACCUCUCCAUGGUUCUGCCUUAUUCCAGAGAGGCCAAACACAGGUUCUUUGUACAGUUACUUUUGACUCCAUUGAAUCAAGUUUGAAAGCUGAUCACAUUACAACAGCAAUAAGUGGUGUGAAAGACAAGAAUUUCAUGCUGCAUUAUGAGUUCCCCCCAUAUGCAACAAAUGAAAUUGGCAAGGUUGUGGGAAUGAACCGGAGAGAACUUGGUCAUGGUGCUCUAGCAGAAAAAGCCUUAAGAGCUGUCAUUCCUAAAGACUUUCCCUUCACAAUAAGAGUGACUGCAGAAGUAUUAGAGUCGAAUGGUUCUUCAUCAAUGGCAUCUGCUUGUGGAGGCUCUUUAUCAUUGAUGGAUGCAGGUGUACCUAUUUCUGCUCCUGUCGCUGGUGUUGCAGUUGGAUUAGUGACCAAAUACAAUUCUGUAAAGAACGAUGAAAUUGAAGAUUACUGCAUACUUACCGAUAUAUUAGGCAUUGAAGAUUACAUGGGUGAUAUGGAUUUUAAAAUGGCUGGUACCAGCAAAGGAAUAACUGCUUUGCAGGCAGAUAUUAAAAUCCCAGGGUUGCCACUAAAAGUUGUUAUGGAAGCUAUCCAGCAGGGGAGUGUGGCAAAAAGAGAAAUUCUGCAAAUCAUGAAUAGGACCAUUGCAAAGCCACGGGAAGUAAGGAAAGGGAACAGCCCUGUAACAGAAAACAUCCAAGUGCCUUUAUCCAAGAGAACAAGAUUUGUUGGUCCAGGAGGAUAUAAUUUAAAAAAACUGCAAGCUGAAACAGGAGUAACAGUUAGUCAGUUAGAUGAAGAAACUUUUUCUGUUUUUGCCCCAACACCGAGUGCAAUGCAAGAAGCUAGGGAGUUCCUUAAUGAAUUGUGUAAAGAUGAUCAAGAGUUUAAUUUGGAGUUUGGAGCCAUUUAUACAGCCACCAUAACAGAAAUCAGGGAGAUUGGAGUAAUGGUGAAGCUUUACCAAAACAUGACGCCUGUUUUGCUUCAUAAUUCACAACUUGACCAUCGAAAAAUACAACAUCCUAGUGCAUUGGGUUUAGAAGUCGGAAAUGAAAUCCAGGUAAAAUACUUUGGCCGUGAUCCAACUGAUGGUAGAAUGAGGCUUUCUCGGAAAGUUCUCCAGUCACCUGCUAGUACUGUGGCCAAAACACUAAGUGAUCGUAAUAGUAUUAUCAUGAGUGGAGUGGGCUCUUCAACAUCACCUUAGACAAUAUCUUGAAGUUAUUUCCCAUCCAUGUGAAUGAACAUCUCACUCUGUUUGUAUAUUCUGUAGAUAAUGUAUUUUAAAUACUUGAUAAAUAAAAUGUAUUUCGUACAAUCUUAA